AUGGAAGCUGCGGCGAAGACAGUCGAGCUGUUGACGCAGCGCACAUUACCUGAGACGCCCUACUAUCUCUCCAACCAUCCCGAGUGGCGAUACCGCCCACGACCCGACGACCAUUUACGCCCAGAAGAGUGGCGCAGCACGCGCCUCCAGUACUCGACCUUGCUUGCCGAGGCCGACCGCGGCGUCCUCCUCACCCGUCCCGACUACGAUAUGCGUGAGGAACCUCCCAAGCCAGUCUCGCGAGACGUGAACGCGCUCUCCAAGGCUGGCGGCGAAAAGAAGAAGCUGUCACUGAGCGACUACAAGAACAAAAAGACUGCCGCCACCUCACCCUCGGAGCCGGCCGUCUCCAAGCUUCGAGAACCCGAACGCGCUGGCGCAUCUGCAUCAAGGCCCCUGGCUGGUUCUGGGGCACACCCUUCUGAUGCUCGCGCCAAUGCCGAUUCUAAAAGAGCGCCUGAUGCGCGGCCUAGCGAUGCGCGAAAGGACCGCCCCAGGGAUUCGAUCGAUGGAAAGCUACGUCCUAAAGAUUACGGAGCGGAUACGAGCCUACCACUACCGUCGACCUUGCCACCAAAGCCACCGCUCAAAAACUACCCCCUCCCACCUCGGCCACCAUCACCUGCUGCCAAGAAGCGCGUUGCAGACCACGACGACGAAGCUCGACCACAAAAGCGGAGCCGGUCCGAGAACACACGACCAAAUGACGACCGCCCGUCUCCCCGUGAUGAGCCCGUGCGACGAAGGGACUCGUCGCUGCAUGGCACUGGCCGUAGAGACUCUCCGAUACUGAAUGGCAAGAGCGCUCUUCAAGGUGCAUCAGUCCUGGGUAGAGCCCCCCCCCCUGCAAAUCGUCCUCGCGGCAAUUCGGUCAACGGGCAUACCGGCACACUUGGUAAAACUACCCCCAAACAAGACAGUCCUAAAAAGGCUGUUGUUCCGCCACUGUUAUCACCACUGCAUUUAGGUCCAGGCUUCGAGGAAGAUGCACCGCCGAAGCAAGACAGAAGAAGGCCCAAUAAUACACCACCACGGUCUAAGAAACCAGAUCACGCUAUAGAGGAAAAGAAGCGCAAGCCCGUGGUUACCCUGCCGUCGCUGAUCUCACCAACACUCCCGCCAAUAAUAGAAGCGGCCCUCCUAUGCAUGCAGCAGGGCUCACCCGAACCAGACGAGCGGCCCAAGCAAAAGAAGGAUCCUGUGUCCAAGCACAAGAAGAACCUCUCUACAGACGAUAGCUUGGAUGAGGCGCCCGUGAAACCUCGGCGUUUGCUAGUCAAACUGAAGAUUUCUCAAGGGCUCCUACGCAAGUCGUUUCGCCGUAUCAUGGGCCCGCCAGUCGCAACUCCACCGAACCGCGACCGGGAGCCUUCUUCAGAGGAAGACCGAACGUCUGCCCGCAAGCGUCCCGUUGCCGCACUUGAGCCUGACUCGGCGACGGGUCAACAGGCGAGGUCUUCCGACGUCCCGCCUGCGCUUCGUAGACCUACAACGCCUCCGCGAAAGGGCCAAACCGCCAUGUCCCGGGUCAACUCGAGCAACUCAGCCGCACACACGCCGGGUGAGUCGAUGAGAAGGACACCGUCGGCUGCUACUACCGGCGACAAGCAGCCCAACGGCAUUGCCUCGGGGAAGACAGAGCUCACGGUACUACAAGAGAAAGAAGCGCGCAUGAGGAAAAUGGGAAUUGCACUCAAACAUGCCGCCGACAGUGCCCUCUUCAAAGGUCGUCGGAGCCCCUCUGCCUCCAACAGCAAGUCCAGUCAGCCCCGGGCCGCCAGUAACGAAUCUGUUGACCCCCAGUCCACACAAAUAGGCCUCGUUCUCGGCCUCGAGUGCAUGCUGUGCUUCAUGCAAGCGUUUCAGACGCAGGAUGCGAUCCGCUCGAUGCUCAACAAGCCGCCCGACGGCAAAGCAUGGCCGAGCCUGAUUCCGGUCGCGAGCUUCUUCCUCCGGGAGCCCAACUGGCCGAAGCACAACCAGGCCGCCCACGGGCUGCUCCUACUGCUGCUGUCCUUUGUCGCCGACGGAGCCAUUCGGUCCGACGUGGCGCUUGAGCCUGGCCCCGAGACGGCACGCGCGCUCUUCGAGCACGAGCAGCUACGCACCGGCACGCUCCUCCAGUUGCGCGACGUCUACACGCUCGUCGAUCAACCGCGUCUGCGCGCCACCGAAAUCACCCCCUGGGCCACCAUUGACGACGUCACCCACACGGCGCUCCGCAUCAUGAAGCGGUGGUGCGCCGGUCAGGGCAUUAGCUGGACCACGGGACUGACCCCUGGCGACUACGGGCGCGAGGAAGAGAGCCAAGUCUCAGCCGAGGCCGCAGAACAACAUUGA
Messenger RNA from Cordyceps militaris CM01, 2340 nucleotides. RefSeq lists its product as uncharacterized. The transcript has 2 exons. Lineage: Eukaryota; Fungi; Ascomycota; Sordariomycetes; Hypocreales; Cordycipitaceae. Bases 1 to 2340 code for a protein of 779 amino acids. The record is from RefSeq and is a predicted model, not a curated record.